ACUAGCUCGCUUCCUCCGUGAAGGUUCUAAGCGGGCAUGAGUGAGGAGAAGCGACCAUCCUCGUGAGAAUCCAAACAGCGUCAACGUACAACCCCAAUGUGUCCUGAUACGGCGACCGGCGUUAGGUGCCCCGUUAGUCUCUACGACAAUUUGGGCUGAAGUGGGAUUGAUGAGAUAUAGCGUCGUCCAUACGAUGUCAUCAAUGGCCCUAGCGCCUUGGUGUGGAACACUGGCAGGUCCGACAGGCUGGGUAUUUGGGGCUCAGGACGCUGUGUGCACCGCGUGCGCAUUUCUCUUGUUGGUUCGAGACCCAAUUUUCUUUUAGUCCUUUUAGUCCUGCCAAAAGUCAGGCCGCUGGAACUAAUGAUUUGCUGACAAGUUCGAUCUACUUGUUUUAGUGGUACGACGACAACCCCCCGAACUAGAUUUAGGGCCUAAUUAGCUUACAGGACUUGGAGCUAGUGGGUGUCUUACACCUUCGGCUGCGCGCUGAGGAACCCCCUGGUUUCCCAAUUUUUGGAAUUGGUC
Molecule: messenger RNA, 528 nt
Organism: Aspergillus pseudonomiae
Lineage: Eukaryota; Fungi; Ascomycota; Eurotiomycetes; Eurotiales; Aspergillaceae
Exons: 1
Coding region: 170-325 (51 amino acids)
Source: RefSeq, a predicted model, not a curated record